AUGCUGCUCGACGAAGAUCCAGCGACGCUCAUCCGCGCCACCGUCUCCAACUUCAACAUUGCCCCGGACAAAGCAGCGCUGUCGCGUGUCAACGAUUCCUUGUCAACCCUGCAGCAAUCGCGUGAUCUGCGAAUCCGAGAUGCAGAGACGGCCCUGAGAAAGCUGUCUCGUCAGUUAUCUACACUCUCCUCUCAGCAUCGAGAAACGAUUUCCAGCCAUGAUAGCGGCCGACAUGCCAGCGAGAUCGUCCAGCUCGACACGAAGAAAUUCCGAAUCGCAAAACAAGCUUCAGAGCUAGAGGCAGAGAGCGAACGAUUAGAAGCCGAACUCGAAAGGCUGAAGAUGCGGCUCGCGGAUUUGGAGGAGCAAGGCGUUGAGGGAGAUGAGAACACAAGACGGUCAAGGGAGGCGGAUGAUCCCACCAUAUUGCGGCUUUGGCUGUACAGAUCCCUGGGCAUUACCCUCGAGCAGGACGAAGCAGGCAACUACAACAAGGCCACGAUUGCGAACAAGAAGAAGGGGGAUGUACAUGUUGUCAACAUUGACCCGAAGUUUCCGAAAUCGUUCUAUGCAGACUAUUUCUGGCAGACAAUGCAAGGCUGA
Messenger RNA from Cladophialophora yegresii CBS 114405, 603 nucleotides. Its product is annotated as kinetochore protein spc24. The record is from RefSeq and is a predicted model, not a curated record. Bases 1 to 603 code for a protein of 200 amino acids. Lineage: Eukaryota; Fungi; Ascomycota; Eurotiomycetes; Chaetothyriales; Herpotrichiellaceae. The transcript is spliced from 3 exons.